Molecule: messenger RNA, 2490 nt
Organism: Anopheles moucheti
Lineage: Eukaryota; Metazoa; Arthropoda; Insecta; Diptera; Culicidae
Product: zinc finger protein 25-like
Exons: 6
Coding region: 34-2364 (776 amino acids)
Biological process (GO): regulation of transcription by RNA polymerase II
Cellular component (GO): nucleus
Molecular function (GO): RNA polymerase II cis-regulatory region sequence-specific DNA binding; DNA-binding transcription factor activity, RNA polymerase II-specific
Source: RefSeq, a predicted model, not a curated record
CUCCCGCAACAUAAACAAAACAUUCGGUGCGAGAUGAGUAACCAUGAUCUUGCACUUGAAGACGAGGUUCCUGUGGACGAUGGUACACAGCUGUAUUCUCACUGCUAUUUGUGCCACUCUCUGGUGCUCCAGGACGAAUUUUGUCAACUAUUCACCGAUCCGGACUUUUCCUCCCCGGCGAAGAUACUUGGAGGCGUUUUAGACAUAGCGAUAGUGCCAGACCUGUGCCACUCACUGAUCAUAUGUAAACAUUGUAAUACGCUGUGCUCAGAGUAUCAAUCGUUGAUCGAACGAAUGGAAACAAUUCAUGACCAAAUAACGGCGGCCUACAAUCAAACAGUGAUGAAGCUAACCGGUCUGACCGAGAAAGACAUUAAGGAUGGAUUGGUUGCCGUAGAGUACGAUGAUAACCUUGAUACGGAAUUUCAGACCUUCAACAAAGAGUUGAUGUUGAUGGAGGAUGUGUUUGGAGUGAGUGAGUUAAACUCGGAUAUAAUACAAGUUGAUCCAUCUACCGAAAGUUUACAAGAAUCGGUGGCUGAUUUGGAUCAAACUAGUUCUGAUGAAGUGGUAGAACACAGUGUGCAGUUUAUAAGUGCUGACGAACAUGGUACAACCCUGCUACCGACUAGUUCCGAUGAGAUGGUGGAGAACAGCGUCCAUCCAGAGGAACUCACUGGAGAAGAAACUCUACAGCGCUUUAUACUCGGUUCGGAUGAAACAAUUGUUGAAGUGGAUGCUGAAGACGGUACAUCAAUCUAUUGCGUCUAUGGUGAAGGUAUUGAAUCAGUCAGCGAACCGGAAGAGCAACCUGAAACAGUGACAAGGAGGAUGCUCGACAGGACAGAUAGUAUAUCGGAACAAAAUGCAGUUGCUGCUGAUAGUGCAUCUCUAGCAAGCGAUAGUGGAACGAACCUGAUUGAUGAAGUUAUAUCUGCUUCUUCACUACUGUUGAAAGAGGUAGAUGCCACUGGAACAGGAUCUCCAGCACCAUCCGAGGCAGACGAUUUACGGCCGUACUAUAUCAAACUUGAAAAUCGCUAUUACUGUACACUCUGUUCAUCGGACGAGACGACGGUUACGACGAGUGGCAUCAAACUGAUGGCGGAACAUUUGAAAGAAGCGCACAAUCAACCAUUAGACAGCUGCGAACUUUGUGAUGAAAUGUUCUACCAGCGUACAGAUUAUUUGGAACACAUAGCUCAACAUACCAACGAAAAGGGAAAUAUACGGAAUGAGCUACUAAACUGUGACCUGUGCGAUGCAACGUUCGCCAACCAGGAUGCACUUGAACAGCACCGAAAAACGCACUCGACCGAGAAGAAUAAGGCAUGGAACUGUGAGCUAUGUGACAAAAAGUACACGUCGAAAGCGUUCCUUCAGGUGCACAUGAACAAGCACGCCGGCAUACGGCCGUACAAGUGUACUCUGUGUACGAAAGAUUUCAGCUCCAAGUAUGCGCUGGCGGUUCACCUGAAAACACACUACGAGCGUCCCCGAACGUUCGUUUGCAAUGAGUGCGGUAGCGCGUUCUACAGUCGUCACAAUUUGGUCCAGCACGAGCGGACCCAUCGGGCGGAGCGGGCGUUUGAGUGUGGCGAUUGUGGGAAGAAAUUUUUUACGCAACACAAUUUGAACGUGCACAAGGUAAUUCACAGCACCAAUAAGGCGUUUGCAUGCCGGCAGUGUGGGAAAAAAUUUGCCCGGAAAGCUGAAGUACGAGACCAUGAGCGUACCCAUACUGGUGAGAAGCCGUUUGUGUGCGAUAUGUGCGAUUUAGCCUUUGCACAACGAUCCAACCUUAACUCUCACAAGCGAUUGACGCAUUUCAACGACAAACGGUACAAAUGUGACCUAUGUGGUGCGUCGUUCAAACGGCGCCGAUUGCUCGUCUAUCAUACCCGUGCGAUGCACACGGGCGAACGGCCAUUCAAAUGUGAUCUGUGUCCCGCUUCGUUCGUGUAUCCGGAACACUUCCAGAAGCACAAGCGCAUACACACCGGCAUUAAACCGUACGCGUGUGAGGUGUGCCAUAAAACGUUCACCAGUCAGGAUAAUCGGAACGCGCAUCGUUAUGUGCACAGCGAUAAGAAACCGUACGAAUGUGUUACGUGCGGUGCCGGGUUUAUGCGCAAAACGCAACUCUACACGCACAUGCAGGAGAUGGAACAUUUGAAUGACACGAUCGUGGUCAAUCAGCCACGCAUUAGUGCGAACGAUUUGCUCGAGUUCGAAACGGAAUCGCUGGUGGUCGAUGGUCAAGCGGAUGGUGAGCAAACCCAGGAAGGUUCGGACGACGAACAGUCACAGAUCGCGUACAUGUGCGAUGGAGAGUAUGAGGAUGGUUUGUCAGAGAUAGAAUAGCACUGCCUUCAGUAUGGAUAGAGUGAUCUGGAUGAAAUUCAUCCUAAUUGUCUUAUUUUAUGCAUUAAGUCUUGCAAUUAAGGUAUGUUAGUAGAUUAGAUUUAUUGUGUGGUGAAGAUUCCAUUG